CUUCGAUAUAAGCACAUGUAUCUUAUAAGAGUGUAUUUUUAAGCCGGAAAAGGCAAACAAUUGUAUAAAACCAAUAUGACAUAUAACAGAUAUAAAUAGAUCUUACCUAUAAAAUGGAUACAGUUGCCAAGAGAAACUGGAGUCCAAGAAAUAUUAGAAAAGACGGAUCAUUGAGACGCUCUCGAAGUUAUUCGAGUGAAGAUGAAGAAUCGAUUGGCUUACGGGCAGACUUGGCUUCUCCUUUCAAUGAACCAAAUGUUGCAUUCGUAUUUGAAGAAAGAAAGCUGUAUGUUGAAAGAGAACAACUUAUAGCUGUGUCACCUGUGUUUGAAGCAAUGUUCAGUUCUAAGUUUAAGGAAGGAUCAAAAAAAGAAAUAUCCUUACCUGGGAAAAACCUUAAUCAUUUUGUUCGUUUUCUACGAUACCUUUGUCCGGGAUUCGAUGAUGAAUUAACAGAAGACACUGUUCAUCUGAUGUUGCCUUUAGCUAAUGAAUAUCAAACUGAUGAUUUAAAGAACAGAAUCGAAAGGUUCCUUGUCAGCAGUGUUUUGUGUGAGCUAGAAUUCAUUUCUUCGGAACAAAUUAUUUUGAAUAUACUUGAAGCGGAACUUUACAAACUAUCUAACUAUCUGGAUGCAUGCAUUCAGGUUGCGUCUCGGAAAAUGUUUGAUAACUUGACAAAAAGUCUCAAAUUCGAGGAAAUUUCUCAGAACACGCAACUUAAAAUCAGCUUUAAGCGCUGGGAAGAUAUAGAUAAGACUUAUAAAAAUGAGGUUGAAGAAAAAUUCAAGUCCACAGCACGCAUGCAAUCACCGGGGCCCACAGUGUUAGGAUCCUUUAAUCAACAUGAAAACUAUUUACCAAAUUUUGGCCUAAAAAUAAAACCACACAUGCAAGAAAACUAAUUUGAA
Molecule: messenger RNA, 911 nt
Organism: Mytilus trossulus (common blue mussel)
Lineage: Eukaryota; Metazoa; Mollusca; Bivalvia; Mytilida; Mytilidae
Exons: 3
Coding region: 114-905 (263 amino acids)
Molecular function (GO): protein binding
Source: RefSeq, a predicted model, not a curated record